Messenger RNA from Arabidopsis thaliana (thale cress), 894 nucleotides. Its product is annotated as Tmem18. NCBI's taxonomy places the organism in Eukaryota, Viridiplantae, Streptophyta, Magnoliopsida, Brassicales, Brassicaceae. Bases 160 to 726 code for a protein of 188 amino acids. The transcript has 4 exons. The record is from RefSeq and is marked reviewed. Gene Ontology annotation, cellular component: nuclear membrane; endomembrane system.
UAAGCGCAGAAGAAACUCGUUAAAAAUCUUGGCGAGAAAAGUUGAGAACUGGAAUCGAAGAAGCGAUAGGGUUUUGGUUACUUGGAGUGUGAGUAUUUUAGUUACCACCGCUUGCAAUUUCAAAUUGGUUUCUUUUUUCCGGUGACAUUUAGUAAGACAAUGGAAGAAAUAAGAUCGGCGAUGGAGAAGCAAGUGGAUCUCGUAGCGGAUCUGGUUGAGAAACUCUCCGGAGAGCUCCGAACGGGGUUUCAACCUGCUUACGAUAAUUUCUUGGGGUUUUUCCACGCCAUUGAUUGGAAGGAACCUUGGAUUAUGGGUUUAAUGGCGUUUCAUGCUUUGUUGUUACUAGUGACUCUUCUUUCUAGAAGGCAUCUCAACUUCCAUAUGUUCCUCUUCUUAUUGGCUUGUAAGUUCCCUUUGAAACUGUCUAUAUAUAUAUUGUACAAGAAAUCUCUUCGAUCUAAUGAUCUCACUAGUCUAGUGGCUGGGGUAUACUUUGCAGAGAAUCUCAACCGGGAGUUGAGGAAAAACUGGAAGAGCUUCUCAACUCAAAACUACUUUGACUCGAACGGAGUCUUCCUAUCGACUCUCUGGUCUGGACCACUUUUGGUCAUUGCAAUGAUAAUCCUGAUAAACACACUCUUUUCGCUUUGCUACUUAAUCGUAAAGUGGAAAAGAGCUGAGCUCAGGCAUCGCGCAAGGCUUGCUCAUACCAAGGAGGAAUGAUCCCACUUUUUUUAAUCUCACAUUUAUGUAUACUCUCACACAAUGCAUCAAAACUGUUUUGAGUUUUUUAGUAGAAGCUGCUCUUUUAUGUAUUUCGUUUUCAAUUGAAUCGAAUUGUAUCAAACCGAACCAAACCAAAUUAUUCUACUUCGGUCUGUUAUGGUUAAA